Molecule: messenger RNA, 8237 nt
Organism: Thunnus maccoyii (southern bluefin tuna)
Lineage: Eukaryota; Metazoa; Chordata; Actinopteri; Scombriformes; Scombridae
Gene: socs5b
Product: suppressor of cytokine signaling 5b
Exons: 2
Coding region: 367-2058 (563 amino acids)
Biological process (GO): phosphatidylinositol phosphate biosynthetic process; intracellular signal transduction
Cellular component (GO): phosphatidylinositol 3-kinase complex
Molecular function (GO): 1-phosphatidylinositol-3-kinase regulator activity
Source: RefSeq, a predicted model, not a curated record
UCGAUCCCACUCACGGUGAUCGCAGUCCGCCUCUCCGGCUCUCUCUGUCUGCUGAGCCCGCCGUCAUAUUGGCUGCGAGAAGCAGCAGCGACCACGGCGGAAAAAGAAGACCCCCACCAUGAUGAAGAACGGGCUUUCGCUGCUCUCGAUCACUUUAGCCCUUUAAAGACAUUUGAGUAGUAUUAUUUUUUAAAUCAUUCGGGAUGAUACCAUCAAGUAUCCGCGGACGUUUAGUGCUUUUUACCGACACCGUGGUCCGCCAGGGGGAUAUAUGCCUGACUUCUCUUAAUAGCCAUUUUUUGCAGACAAAGAGAGCUGUUGAAUAGAGCUUUCAGAGAGGCACAAGGGUCCCAGGGGCUCCAGUUGAUGAAGAAAGUGAGCAACAUGUGGAGCAACCUGAAGAGCAAAUGCCAAACACUCUUUCACAACAACAGUUCAGGACCCAGUGAGAGCAGGGUUGAGGCAGAUGCCGUCCACUGUGUGGUGGAUCUUGGCCAAGGAGGCAGCUCAGGUGAGGCUCAGGCAUCAGGAUCCUCCAGCCCAUCAAGGAGCCUCCUCCCAGUGCCAAUGGUAACAGCAGGACGCCGCCAUCACAACUGUGUGUCGGACAUCCCUCAGCUAGUAGAGAUCACUAUCGACAAGGACACUGAGGAUGUGCGAGGGGGAUCAGGGGGUGUUCCCCUGGCCCGGAGAGACUCCUAUUCCCGUCAUGCUCCAUGGGGGGGCAAGAAAAAACACUCAUGUUCCACCAAAACCCAGAGCUCUCUGGAGGCAGAUAGGCGGUCUGGGCGCCUACGUGGGAGUGGGAACCGUAGGGACAGGCGUUAUGGAGUCAGCUCCAUCCAGGAGAUGAGCGACUCUGUAUCUGGAGGACGUAGUCUGAAUGCUCGGUCGUUGCGUCAACGGCUAAGUGAUACUGUAGGGCUGUGCUUACCGCUGCCAGCUCGCAGACGCUCGCGCUCAUCUAAGAACCCUGUCACCUCCAAACGUAAGAUUCACCUGACGGAGCUUAUGCUGGAGACUUGCCCCUUCCCACCAGGCUCAGACCUUGCCCACAAGUGGCACUUGAUCAAGCAACACACAGCACCGGUCAGCCCGCAUUCCUCCACUGCCCUGCUGGAUGCCUUUGACCCGGCCCACCCCUCUCCUGAGGAUGAGGAGGAACGACUGCGUGAGCGUCGCAGACUUAGCAUCGAGGAAGGUGUGGACCCACCACCUAAUGCACAGAUCCACACCCUAGAGGCCUCAGUGCCAGGCUCCUCUCUCUACAAACUGGGACCAAAGAUGGCUCCUGGCAUGGGAGAGGCCUCUGGGGAAGGCCGGGCCUCAGGGGCCAGCAGCUCUGGGGGUGCAGGAUCAUCAGGGGCCUGUGGGCAGGUGUUGGGGGCUACAGCGUCAGCCCAGGACUGUGACUCUGAGGAGGAUUCGACCACCCUCUGUCUACAGGCUAGGAGGCCCAAACAGAGGCAUGCCUCUGGGGAUGGUCACCUGAGCCGGCAGCAACCUGGGCCCUGGAAGGUGCACACCCAGAUAGACUACAUCCACUGCUUGGUGCCGGACCUAUUGCAGAUCACAGCUCUGCCCUGCUACUGGGGCGUGAUGGACCGCUAUGAGGCUGAGGCACUGCUGGAUGGACGGCCAGAAGGCACCUUCCUGCUGCGUGACUCAGCCCAGGAGGACUACCUCUUCUCCGUUAGCUUCCGCCGUUACAACCGCUCACUGCACGCCCGCAUCGAGCAGUGGAACCACAAUUUCAGCUUUGACGCACAUGAUCCUUGUGUUUUCCACUCUUCCACCGUCACAGGACUGCUGGAGCACUACAAGGACCCCAGCGCCUGCAUGUUUUUUGAACCGCUGCUUACAGCGCCUCUCCAUCGGACCUUUCCCUUCGGCCUGCAGCACCUGGCACGAGCUGCCAUCUGCCGCUGGACCACUUACGAUGGUAUAGGCUCUCUGCCGCUGCCCCCUGCCUUGCAGGACUUCCUCAAGGAGUAUCACUAUAAACAGAAAGUACGAGUUCGCUGGCUGGAGAGGGAACCGCCACUCAAGGUCAAAUAAGGCGGGUUUCUCCAUAGCCGGUACACACACACUGCAGGAGGAUUACAGAACUUGAGAAAUUCCUCGUUAGCCAAUUAGAGGCUAUACUGACAUGGCUCUCUUUCUGGUGGGGGAUGGAAUUAAAAUGUAACAAGCUAUACAAGAUUCAUUCUAAUCUUUGUUUUAGUUAUUACUUACAUCACAGAAAAUACAUAUGAUUAUAUUCAGUAUAAUGCUGUCUGGCAAGCACAUGUUUUUGUGUUGAACAGGUUUUUUUUUUUUUUUUUUUUUUUUGACAGGGAGGGAAGACACAAAUAUCAGUGCUUUGUGUCUUUUCUCUCCCGCUUUGUGCUAAAUGUCUGCCUGAUCCCACAACAUCACCCUGCCUGUAGACCUGCCUGCAUGCCUCCCUGUUCAUCCCAAAUUGCUGUUUAGGCCCACAUGGCUACAUUGUACAGUUCACUUUGUGCUUUCUCUAUUUUUUUUCUUCCUUAGCUUGUCAAAGCACCUAGUGGAGCACCUUCCCAAGAGGUGUGUGGGUUGAGAGGGCGUCUGGAGGUGCUAUUGGUAUAUUGCAGUCAGAGCUUGUCCCAUGGAUAAAGCUACAUAAGGCACAUUCUUUGCCAUCUCUUUGCACGCGAGCAUCAGCUAAGCCAGUGACAGGGACGGAUUCUGAGAGGGUCCAUAGAGUUCAGGACAGUACAUCAGGGAAAUGAAGUGCUUUCUAAAGACUAUCGAUUAGUCCUUUAAAAACACUAGUUCCUCAAUAAGCAGUAAUAGUGAAUGAUGAAUAUUGAAUCAGUCUACUGUGUCGUAUUUAGUAAGCAAGCUAAACUUGUCAACUUUAUUCCCGCUGUGCGAAAUUGCUUUCAAAACAGGAGGGAGAGAUUGUCAGGAAAUAUUCUUGCCAUUGUUAGUUCUCACAGCAGUCGGAGUUCUUCACAGGACACAGGCAAACUUUGUGCAUGCUAUUGUGUAUACAUGCACAAUUAAUUUCUUCCUGUAUGAAAUUUAGCUCCUAGGGUAGCAUUUGAGCAGUCUGGCCUCUUUAUGGAAUUGUGUUAUGGCUUUAUAGUGAUAAGUUUUACAUUGGCCUCCUUUUUAGUUAGCAUCUUUUGGUGGCAUCUGGCAUACAGAAAGCUUUGACCCACUGCAUCCAAGUCGGUUAGUUUUCUUCACCAGACACUUGUAACAUUGGUGCAGCUAGCUUUGCACUUUGGUUAGAGAAAGGAAUGCUAACAAGUCUUGUCAGAGGAACUGGGGCACAUGUGACAAGUGGUAGGUGAAGACAAUCAAAGAAAGUUCAGAAUGCCAGUGUCCCUUUAAACGUGACUGUGAGUUGGUCUGCUGGUACUUCUAGUGAGGCUUGUUAGGGAAUGGGGACCCCUUAUAGUCAAAGAUCAUAAAUGGGGGAGGACAGCCAGCCUCAUAUGCUAGACUUUACAAGAAUCCGCUUGUGAAGAAAGUGAACUACAACUCCCAUGAUUAGAUUGCAGCACCCCUUUCCUCUUUUAAUUUAUAUUUCUUUUAUAAAACCGUGUUAAAAUGUGUCAAGCAGUUUUUAUGAAGAGCACUGUGUUCUUUCCAGUGGGAAAGAAGUGAUGUAGCCUUUUCUUGGGAGUUGAUGGUGUCACCCACUUUAUGGCUCACUACUAUAAGGACUCCCCAUCAGAUCCCCUCAUUGCCUGGCAGCAUUUGUACUCUUGAGUGGAGGCGGCACUCAACUGUCGUUAGGUUGGCAUAUCUUUUGAGAGCUUUAGUUAUGUCAUCUGAAUGAUUUUAGCUGUGUGACUUGGAACAUAAACACUGCUGGCUAGCUGGUCAUUUCUGUCGUGUUCUCAUUGUGAAGAGAAAACAAGUGUAACCUAUGUGCCUUUUUAGAGAACCAUUUGUCUCGUUCCAUAAUCUAAUGCUUUUUAGUCCAAACCUAGAGGUGCUUCAACACAGUCCACUCUGAUGCCAUCAAAUGAGACUGAAGAGAAUCAUAAUGAAGAGGUGCAUGAGCUCUAAGCUCACUUACUUAUGGUGCACGUUAAAUUUCUGUAAAGGAUAAACGUUUAGUGGUGCUAUGUUGGUUAAGCUAUGACAGACUAUUGAAACGAUUAGUUGUACAUUAGUUACAUCUGUUCUCACUCACUAAUGCAUGCAUUAUGUCUGGUAGUUUUGAAAAAGUAUUAGGUUUUUAGUGGGUCCAAUUCCAGCCCUACUGUAGCAUAUGCCAGUGAGAAAAUAUCCAUGUUUGUCCAGCCCUAAACGGUGUAGGUUCUAGUCCGUAACCUGACAAAUAGAUCCUAAUGAGACGACAGGAAGGUCAGUCCUGUUCCAUGAGCAUUUUUAUCUGAAUAAUACAACUUCUGAUAAUCAUGCCCAACUUAUUUGUCAGGAAAGUGUUAGAAUUAAUUAAUCAGCAACGGUCUUUGUUCUCACUUAAUUAGUAGUAAAUACACAUUACCUAGCUUUCUAACAAAUUCAAUUAGUUGAGCUUUUAAUAAAAAAAAGAAAAGUAUGACUGUGGGAAGAUGAGAUGGGUGGAGAUGAGCAGAUUGGUUCCCUUAAGGCAUUUAAAGAUAAGUUUUCACAUAAAUAUAAUUGAGUGGAAAGUAUGUAGAUGAAACCCCUACAGGUAAUGUGUAAAACUAAAGUAUUACAGCUGAAACACGCAUGAGAUCAUGAUCACUGGAAAAGUAAACCUCUUAACUCCUCAAACUAGCUCAUAUUUUAGUCUGUGUGUAUUUGUGCUCUUUCGUCUAUCAGCCCACCCAUAUGUUAAAGGUUAUUUGAAUCCUCAUCAGUGAGGAUGAAUCAUGAACAAAUGUCAGUGCAUUUUUUUUUUUUUUUUUGCCCAUGAAUAUCUAAGAGUCUGUGACCAAAGCCAGCUACCAACUAUGUGUAUUAACUAGUAGGCUUAUGCUUAUUGCUGUGCUCAGUAGUGUUAAAAUUAAGCUAAAUUAUAUUUAAGCUUUACCAUCAAGUCAAAGCUAGCUCCAUACUUCAGUAUGUAAGACUGCUCUUUGUUAAAACAUGUUCUCGGGGGAGAACUCGGUUCUGUCAAGUUCACACCUGAAAACCAAACCCUGAAACUCAACAUUGCACACCUUUUCUCUCCAAACCGUUAUCUUCUUCUCACAUAUUUAUCAGGCAGGCAACAAGACUUUUUUAUACAGGUGGUAAGAGAUAAUUGGCGUAGGUAUAAUGGUUAACACAAAUCUCACUAACCAAUAUUUGCUUUCUCAACUGCACUGUGAAAUCGAUCAGAAUUUACCGAACAUUUCCUCACAUAAAAGUCCGAAACAUUUUCCACUGCCCCGCACUUUGUUCUCAGAAAACUUGAAUACUGCAUGUGAAUUGCCCAUAUGUGUUAGAGGAGCUGCGGGGGGGUGUUAAGAGGGAGGUUGGCAUUUAAGUCGCUUGCAUGUGCACUUUUAUGUUUCAGGAUUUUUAGCAUCCACACUGAAAGAUAUAUCUGAAAACCCACACACAUCUUACCAUCUCUGCCACCUGUCUAUCAUGCUACUGCCUAGCAAUAGCAUACAGACCUUCACAGUGCCCCACCCCACUCGCAGGCACUAAUCACAGGCUAAUAUUACCAUGUUGGGAUAUAAAUUUACUGGGUACUAAAAGGGCCACUCUGUGUUGCUUUACGGGUGCUGUGUGACUGAGGGAAACCUUUUUUUAUUAUUAUUAUUAUAUCCAACUCUCCACCUAGCCACAUCCCUAACAACACUGUGUUGAAGUGGAUGUGACUGUGGUGUUGAGGACUUAAGGCCCCUGUACUCUGUCCACCCCUGUCAGGGCGAUGUUAGGCUGAAGUUAACAUUACGGAGCAAGAAGGAGAGAUGGAGCUGGCUCACUGAGUGCCCUGGCUUCCUGUUGUGGCAGCGGCACAGAGGGCUAGGGAUUUUUUGAAGUAAAUAGCACUUUAAUUGUGUACUUGUGUUCCACAGUGCAGUCAGUGAGUAUUAGGACAGUGAUGCAUUUUUGUUGUGUUGGCACUUUCCUCCAGCAUAUUGAAUUUUAAAUGACUGUUAGGUGUUAAUUUGAGGGUGUUUACAUCCAUAUUGGGUGAACAGUUUAGAACGCACUCUUUUUGUGACACUGCGGGUAUAUUUUUACCCACAGGCAGCAGUCAUUUCGUCCCUAUAAAGCUUGUUUUGGGAGCUUUUUGCCUUCAGUUUGGUCCUCCAUCAUGUAAGACAUCCUCAGAUGGAUUGAGGUCAGGUGACUAACUUGGCCAGUCAAGACCACACUGUUUUGGCGCUCAGGCUCCUUUGUUGCCUUGUCUAUAUUUUUGGGAUCAUUGCUUGCUUUCUUUGACAUUAAAUGUCAGGAUUGUAAUGAAAUGGAAAUUACCACCCUAUUGACCUAAUAUUGAUUUGAACACCCUCAAACAUACUCAAAACUUGAAAGUCAGCCUUUUAACCAAGCAGUCUUUGUAAUGACCAAUGUGCCGAGGUACAGCACCGAAACAAAAAAUUUGAAAAUGCCUCACUGUCUGAAAACUUGCGGACCACGCUGUAUGUGUAUUAGCUCAAGAUGGCGAGACUUGUGUGAGUGUUAAGAAAAAGCCGGUGGUCCUGAAAUAUUUCACGUAAAUUCAGGCAUUGUAAGCUGUGUCGAUGGAGCUCGAUUCUCCACCAUGCUGCAGACUCGGUGCAUGCGUGUGUGUUGUGUGGGAGGUAUAUUUGUGUAUGGACAGAGCCACAUGGAGGGUUCCAGUGGAGGGGGAUGCAGAGUUGACUGUGAGGGGUGAUGAGACUGUGACUCCUAUGAACAAUGCCUCUGUCCCUGUCCCACCCCCCUUAUUCUCAGGCAGGCCCAUUGCAAGGAGAGUCCCAAGACCCUCUCAACCCAGUUUUCCCCAUGGGAAAUAUCUGACAUUAACCGUAGCACAUGUUUGCCAUAUAACCCUUAGAUUUAGAAGAAGGAAAAAAAAACAAAAACAAAAAAACAUUGUAUGUAUGAUGAAUGAUGGAGUUAUGUAAUAGGAGCCCGAUGAAAAGACAUUUUAUUCUUCUGUGGUGCAUUAACUGUCUGGAACACACAUACAUUUGCACACACUUACUGUCAACACUUCUUCUGACACCUGCACUACCCCAGGUAUCGACACACACUCACAACCCCUCCCCUCCCCCCCACCACCAUCACCCCACCCUAAGCCAGGGAUGUGUAAACAUGGACCACAUUUAGCCAGCACCACCUGUCUUGUGUGAAAAACAAAGAUAGGUGUUUACGUGUAUAUUCUAUGUUCUUAAAAAAAAAAAAAAAAAUCAACAAAAUGCCGUGAAUUGAACUAUUUUGACCUUAUAUUGUCAUUAGUAUGACACUAUUUAGCUGCACUAUGAGAGCCUCGUUUGUGGCAAGAAACCACUGGGUCUGGUCUGGAUGAGAGACAGGCUGGCCGUGUCGCUAGCUGUCCCAUUAAACUACAGCAAAACCCCUGGAUGUAGGACUCCUACCCCCACCUCGGUACGACUCAUGGUUUCAAACAAACUAACAUUAAAAAAAAAAAGAUAUUUUUAACAUUUUUUUUUUCAUGUUUCCCAUAUAUAUUUUAGAAAGCUGGGUUAAGUGCUAUAUGCAAACAGAAAAAGAUGUAUGAAAGAAUUAUUAUUUUUCAUUAUUACUUCUCCCUAAUAUGCAAUGGAGUGUAGUGUAACAAUGGUUGCAAUCCUCUGUCACUUUAAUGCUGUAUGUGCACAUUGGUUGCUGUGUGGAUGUGGGUGCCGAGGCAACAGGACUUGACAAUGAUGGGAACUAAUGGUUGUCACUCUGCAGAACCGCCGUGUCCCCAGACCGCCUUAUUCGUUCUGACCAAUCACAAGAGCCCUUUAAAUCCGGGGCCACAGCCACUGCCACAGGCUGACCAAGCUGUCGUCAGACGAAUAUCGCUGUUCCAAUUUUCUUCUGCUUUUCCUCGCUUUUUCCUUUCUUUCUUCUUUUAUUUUCCUCUGCUGUCAGGUAGGAUUUGGAGCGUGUAAAUGGCAUAAUCAUGUUCACAUUUCACUGUCUGUUCUGUGUAUCUGCUUCACCAUUCAAAGAGAAAAAAAAAAAACAGUUGUUUUCCAGUAUAACCUGUUCAUUUUUAAGAGCCGUAUGAUGCGACACUUGUAGCUGUCACUUUUGGUGCUUGGCUUAUGCUUCAUUGUCUUAAUAUUCCAAAUAAAACUGUUAAGUGUAAUCCACACUGGCCCAUGAUAUAA